This is a messenger RNA of Triticum dicoccoides, 2030 nucleotides long. RefSeq names its product putative F-box/LRR-repeat protein 23. The coding region runs from base 512 to 1441 and encodes 309 amino acids. The record is from RefSeq and is a predicted model, not a curated record. The transcript has 4 exons. Gene Ontology annotation, molecular function: protein binding. NCBI's taxonomy places the organism in Eukaryota, Viridiplantae, Streptophyta, Magnoliopsida, Poales, Poaceae.
ACUGUUCCCGAGUGGUUCGGCCUCCGCACCCACCUCUCUCUCGCCAGUCAGGGGCAGCGACGACGACGAGGAGCGGCGCCUUUGGCGGUGUCCCGGCGACGGUCCUACCGCCGUCCUCCUGCUCCGAGCGUGACUUCACGUCCCCUGCCGAGGUCACGGCCAGCCUCCGGGCGGCGCCAGGCCAGGCGUGGGUGCGCCGCCGCCGGAUCUGACCUCGCUAGGGUAGGGAAGGCAUUCCAAGGCACAAGGUUCGCUCGCUGGUGGAGGUACGCCGGCUCGCCGUGGCCGUGAGCGCGUCCUCACGUGUCUGUCGCGGCGGGUGGCGGAGGGCGUUCGGGGAGCGGACCGCAGAUGAGAUCAAAGAGCUCCCCUUGCCGUCGUUUGAUUUGAGUAGCUCACACAGGUUGCGUGCCAUUUCUUUUUUCGCGAAACAGGUUAUUCCGGGGAGUUAGAUUCCACUGCUGAUUUUUUGUAAUAAAAGAGCUCUUUCACGAGCUAGCGUUUCAGAAGGAUGCUUCAAGCUUCCCCUCAGUCCCCAAUAAUGAUGAGCGGCGUCUCGUUUGUUGUCUCGCGGGAUGUCUGUCGCCGCCGCCUAAGUCAUUCCCAUGAAAUGGAGGUGCAGCCAGAAGCCGUCAGGGACUGGUCCGAGCUGCCUCUUGAUGUGCUUGCUUCAGUCUUUACCAAACUCGGCGCAGUUGAUAUUCUCAUGGGUGCAGGCCUUGUGUGCCACUCAUGGCUCGAGGCGGCAAAAGUACCUAGUUUAUGGCGAUAUGUCGACAUGGAGCACCAUGAUGUCUUGCGAGGGAAGAAGAAAAAGAGCCACGAUGUCUUGUGUGCAAUGGCAAAAGCCGCCGUGGACCGCUCCAAUGGGGAGCUCGAGGUGUUCGCAGGGAGCGGGUUUGUUACUGAUCAGCUUCUCAACUAUAUUGCAGAAAGAUCACCCUCCCUUAAGAGCCUCAGCCUUGACUACUGCAAUGUCUCCAACGAAGCAUUCACUGAGCUGAUAAUCAAGCUUCCUCUGCUCGAAGAACUUCUCAUUUCCCUAUGUCCAUUUGUUGAUGGCGACGCAUAUGAGGUCACCAGCAGAGCAUGUGCGCAGCUGAAGCGUCUCAUGUUGCGGCAAGGGUCGUAUGGGGGUACAAGAGAUGGGGCACUUGGAAUCGAGAUGAUGCACGAGCUGCGAUACCUUACUCUCGUCGGUUGCAAUAUCACGACAGAGGAGCUGGUUGCCAUCAUCGAUGGCUGCCCUCACAUGGAGCGCCUCUGCGUGCGCGACUGUUGCAACAUCAUUGUGGAUGGAACCCUGCGAGCGAAGUGUUCAAGGAUCAAGACGCUGAUUCUCCCCCCUUUGCAGCAUUUGCAGCAGUUGUACUCCCGUUACUGUUUUCACCCUGAUGAUAGCCUUUUCACGGACAAGUUUGACGAUUGGAGAUCUUCCUAAAUGUGAUGAUUUGUCUCCAACGGCUAUCAAUCUAUCUAUAUAUUGGUCUAGCAUGGCUACUUUUGUCAUUUGGGAUAUGGCAUGAAGGGUUCAGGUGGGUAUUCACAUUGGUAAUCUAUGAUAUUGAUACUGCAGACCAAAUGCAGAGGUAAACUCUGGUUUGUGGUGUUCGAAGAAGUUCCCAAGCUCGCGCAUACAGUGUUGAUCCCUUGGUCACCAGCUACGUCAAGGUUGUGCUCUGCAUCCAGCACAGCACACACAUCACCAUCACCAUCACCAUCAACAAUGCCAUGGCGCGCCCCUCCUGCUGCAUGCAGUUGCCACAUAUCAUUUCUUCUGAGCCUUCCUGGUUCCUGUUCGAUUGGUGGAGCAUUUUGGACUAGAAGCAGUUCUUUGUAAAUUUACUGUACCGCUUUAAGAUUACUAGGGGCAUGAUUCUUCUUGAUGUGUAAGCUAUGAUUGUUUGUGAUCAUUUGGAGAUAUGAUUGUAUGCCGGUAAAAACUAACGGGUUGGAUGUUGAAGAACAGGGGAGGAGAUUGUAUGGGUUGAGAAUACAGAGUCAAGAAUUCUAGAAUUUGUUGGUGCUGA